Esox lucius (northern pike) is the source of this 639-nucleotide messenger RNA. RefSeq names its product NADH:ubiquinone oxidoreductase subunit B7 (gene ndufb7). Gene Ontology annotation, cellular component: mitochondrion. The record is from RefSeq and is a predicted model, not a curated record. NCBI's taxonomy places the organism in Eukaryota, Metazoa, Chordata, Actinopteri, Esociformes, Esocidae. Bases 165 to 530 code for a protein of 121 amino acids. The transcript has 3 exons.
CUUCAUUUCCGUACCAGAACGGAAGUGCCUGGUUGGGUGUUUUGUGGAGGUGACCGAAUGGGAGAUUGCAGAAUUGUAUGGUCAAUAUUGAAUUAACUCCCGAGGAGAGUAGUAAGAAACAACCAGAUUUUUGACAUUCAUAGUGUACUAAUACCGUUGGCAGCAUGGGCGCUCACCUCGGGCGGCGGUAUAUCACCGAGAGGGAUACCGAGCCUGACCCUGCGAAACCGUUUGGGUUCGACCCCGAGAUCGGCUUCGCUGAGAGGAAAGAGAGAGUGAUGGUGGCCACCCAGGAACAGAUGAACUUGGCCCAGCUCCCUCUAAACCAGAGGGACUACUGUGCCCACCACCUCAUCAAGCUCAUGAAGUGUAAGAGGGACAACUGGCCAAACUUCCUGGCCUGCAAACACGAGAGGCAUGACUGGGACUACUGUGAGCACCAGGACUACGUCAUGCGUAUGAAGGAGUAUGAACGGGAACGACGGCUGCAGAUGAGGAAGAAGAGGCUGGAGGAAGCCCAGGCUGCCUAAUCGUUGUCCUCCUCUUGACCUUUUAACCCCAGACCCCUCUGUGUACAUACCUGCUGCUCUUUACAAUAAAGACCGCUAUUGUUUUGGAGCUCUACUACUUGAGCAUUGA